AUGCGCUCGUUCAUUCUGCUGUCCGCCGCUGCGGCUCUCACACUCGCUUCUCCUGUCCCCCAAGAGCUCGACUUCUCUUUGAUCGACACUGUCGAGACUCCCUCGAACGUCACCAUCCCUACCAACACUGACGAGCUUGUCGUCGUCUACGACUCUGACUCUGCUGCUGCCGCCGUUCAGACUUCCGUCUUGACUGGUCAGACUGAGAUUGAUAUCUCAAACAGCACCACCAACAGCACCAGCUCUUCCACUCUUCGCAGACGUGGUACUUGUGCCGUCCAGGCCAGCGGCUCCGGCCCUGUUCCUUCUCCCGACACUGCUUCGGCCUUCCUCUCCUACUCUGCCUUUGCCAGCGCUGCAUCGGCUGCCGCCACUCCCUCUGGAUACACCCAGGCAUUCAAGAACUUGAACGCCUCCAACAACGCAUACGGCUACCUUGGUUUCACCAACCUUGCCUCCUACGACUCCGAGAAGUGUGCUAGCAAGUGUAACGCCAUCUCCGGAUGUGCCGCUUUCAACCUCUACUAUGAGCGUGACCCUAGCAAGGAUCCCGGUACUGGUUGCGAGAACCCCUCUUCUACUACCAACAUCAAGUGUGUUUUCUGGGGUGGCCCAGUGACCUCAUCCAACGCCAACAAUGCUGGACAGUUCAGAAGCAAGUUCCAGGUCGUUAUCGCUGGAUCCAACGGAUACGUGAACAACACCAUCGAGCCUGCUGAUGGAUUCAGCUCUCCCAACUACUACGGCAACACUGCAAUUGACGCUCCCGUUGACUGCAACGGUCAAAGCACUUUCCUCGGCAGCAAGGUCUUCACCGGAGGUCCCUUCGACGCCAGCCUUUGUGCUGCUGCUUGCGAUGCUCAGUCCGCUACCAACCUGAAGGCAAACAAGGCUACUUGCAAGUUCUUCAACACUUACAUCCUGUCUCGCAACAAUGUCGCCAUCGGCCAGUACUGCAACCUGUACUCCCAGACCUGGGCCAACUCGUACGCCACUUACACGGGAUCCAACAGCGGUGGCAACAAGUAUACUGUCUCCUACUCUUACGGUUUCUCCGCCUCUGCCGAUGCCGGUACCUGCAAGAAGCCC
Messenger RNA from Aureobasidium namibiae CBS 147.97, 1089 nucleotides. RefSeq lists its product as uncharacterized. Lineage: Eukaryota; Fungi; Ascomycota; Dothideomycetes; Dothideales; Saccotheciaceae. The record is from RefSeq and is a predicted model, not a curated record. The transcript is spliced from 2 exons. The annotation marks the transcript as partial.